CUUACGUGCCGGGUUGGACGGGCUGUGCUCUCAGUUGUGCUAUUCUUAUGUCAACAGGUAUUCGGGACUGAAAUUCGAAGGUGAGCUGAGGAAGAAUUUACACAAUGUCCUUCAGCCCGGAAAGGUUUACGAGAAGUAUGACUUGACUGAGGAAGGGAAGAACUGCGCAAAAGUGUGUCUCACAGUUUUCUCAACGCUCUUUAACGAUUUGUCGCAUCUGAAGGAGAGAUGUAACGGUGGUUGGAGAUUCAGAACCAUUAAUACAACCAAUAAGCUCGGAAUCUUCUUUGAAACACGUGGUUAUAUAGUGCCGAAAAAUGCAGAUAACCAGAACGCUGAGUUGAACAGAACUAAGAAAGGCGAAUCUAUCAUGACGAGUGCGAUGAAACUAUUCAAUGUACGUGGCGCGGGGUACCUUGAACAAUGUCACCACUGCCUCGAAACGUACUACCAAGUCUGUCAUAUAUCGACGUUCGCUGCCAAGAAACGGCCAUGUAACAUAUACGAAAUUCUAUGUUGGUUGUCUGGGUUGCCGUGCAACGCGGUUUACGAUACGCUGUUGCAAAGCGCUCUCAGUGAUCCGUUUGAGGAUUCAAACAAGCCGUCAGACGACUUUGAUGGUACCCCCGUAUUUGACUUGGGCUCUUCCAAGAUAGAAGCUUAUCCGCAGGCGAUCACGUAUGAGGAUACACGUAACGCACUCAUUCACGUUUGUUCGCAAUCCUACGAUCUGCUGACCACCAUCCUCGGCACGGGUGACGCUGCCACAUUCUACGCUAGUGACUUCUCAAAUAACUCGAUGCAAUUCCACUAUCCAACCUCGGGUGAGGACUGCCUUGAUAUGCUUUCUGACAUCCUUCGCAGAUUGCUUCCGCAGCUCCAGUUCCUACACAGCAAAUGCCGAGAAAGCGCUAAACAUCACGGUUGGCGGGAGUGUCUGUACGGCAAGCAUAUCCCUACGACCAAGUGGCAAUGCACGGAUUAUGCUACCGGCAAAGCAACGUGUCAACCAAAAGACCAACCAUGCUGCCAAGCAACGUGCCAGGCAAAGUGCCAACCAAAUUGUCAACCAAUGUCCCCCUUAAUGUCGUACCUAAACGACUGCCUGCCCGGUCACUUGCCGCAUCAAUUAACAAAACUAGGCUGCAAAUACGAAUGCGCCACUUGCCCUACGACUUCUAAGUUGGGAAUGCCUUGCAUGACCCCGCUUGGCUUCAGGCAAUUUUCAUCCAGCGUAAGAACAGGAAACGACAUAUGCAACGUGAUAAGCAAGCUUCUAAGUAAUUCUCAUAUUGCACGUCUGCUGUGCUUAUCUCCCAAGGCGCCAUCUACGCUGCCUGAACACUUCGGUUUCGCAUUGACACUUGCAAAGGGGCUUAGUGCUGCGUCGCCACGUCGAGUUGAUAGCGUGGUAACAUUUGCCGAUAGCUUCGCAACCUCCAUCACCAAAGGCUCUAUUAAGCUAUACGAUGAGACCAGCAAACUUACAAUUCCGCUUCGUAACGCUUACGGUGACGGGGAAAGCGCUCACGGUGAUCGACAUAAUGAGGCAACGAAAGCCGAUUUGUCAAGCCUGGCAAUGACGCAAUCAUGCGUGUUACCUAACAAGCAUCUAUACUGUGCCCCUUAUCUUAAGUCACUUUGCGGUGAUAACUAUUAUUACUUAGCGCAGAAGGAUUCAGCUACAUAUCUAUCAUGGGCUAUCUACUCACCAUGGACGCUUUAUAGAUUUCUUAACUGUCUAUAUGAUGCCUUCUGCAACAUAUCCUGUAAAGACUGGGGAUGCCCUAGUUGUGUUCCAGCUGACUCAUGUAAGAAGGGUCAGCACGGUGUAGGCAACAGCUGUAGAUGCAACUCACUGGUUGGAUGCCGAGGUGUAUUAAGCACGUUCUACAACUACGGAUUCACAUUCGGUAAUGCAACUAGCUUGCUGGACAUAAACAAUAAAAGGUAUUGCCGUAACUUCCAAGCUCAAUUGAAAAAUGUCCUCGAUUCGGAAUAUUUCAGGAAGCUGUUUGAAAAAUGCGAUGAAUUCCUCUGGAUCAUUAGACAACCAUUCUCCUACCUUGUGCUCGCCCUCUGGCUCCUCUCUCUGUUGUACCUCCUCCACAUCAUGGUCGUCCGCCUCGACCUGCUCCACAUCAAAUCGCAUCUGCACUCACCAUCAUCACAUCGUAUAGCCGCGCAAUCAUUGUUGGCUGCAGCGCGUCUCGGCAAACUUGCCAAGAUAUCGUACCUGCAACCGUAA
Babesia bigemina is the source of this 2248-nucleotide messenger RNA. RefSeq lists its product as hypothetical. Lineage: Eukaryota; Apicomplexa; Aconoidasida; Piroplasmida; Babesiidae. The transcript has a single exon. The record is from RefSeq and is a predicted model, not a curated record. The annotation marks the transcript as partial.